AUGGGCGGAAAGGAAAACCCCACCUCCUCCCACUCCUCCUCCCGGCCACCCACCGGGGUCCAGUUGCAUUCGGCACCCACUGACCCAGGAACCCACAGCACAGAUGGGCCUCCAGAGAUGAGGGAUCCUGGUGUGCCUGGCUACGAGGAGAACAGGCUCACCAGCUGCUGGACUUUCCCGUGGACCAGACAGAGCGGCCAACACGCAGGAAACCGCCUAUCUGGGGGGUCAAGUGCGCUUCCGCUGGUGAUGCCAAGCAGUUGGGCCCUCCAGUGGCUUGAUCCAGUAUGGCAGGUCCAAGAUAUCAAUAGCGGGGAGACGUCUUUGGGGAACUUUUUGAACAUGAGCGAAUGCGGCUGCAGUCUUUGCGAGAUUCAGGUCUGGCAAUGGUACGGAGUAUCUUGGACGUUGGGCCCUUUGCAAAUCCACCCCCCGUCGCAAUCGCGAUGGCUUCAUCGUGGUGCGACACACCAGCCUACAGAAGGAGGAGCAGCCCGUGUCUCACUCGCUUUGGUCGAUCGAGUCUCUGAUCAAUAG
Colletotrichum paranaense is the source of this 537-nucleotide messenger RNA. RefSeq lists its product as uncharacterized. The transcript has a single exon. NCBI's taxonomy places the organism in Eukaryota, Fungi, Ascomycota, Sordariomycetes, Glomerellales, Glomerellaceae. The coding region runs from base 1 to 537 and encodes 178 amino acids. The record is from RefSeq and is a predicted model, not a curated record.